UCUCUCUCUCUCUCUCUCUCUCUCUCUCUCUCUCACACACACACACACACACACGCACGCACGCGCGCAAAAGAUGGCAAGCACAGUUCAAUAUAGGAUAAAGCUACUGAAUCUAUGUGUGUUGGUUUCAUGCUUAGUUCACCAAGUUAAUGGAUACGGCGGCGGUUGGCAAAGUGCCCAUGCUACAUUUUACGGCGGCUCUGAUGCUGCCGGCACUAUGGGAGGAGCAUGUGGCUAUGGGAAUUUGUACAGCCAGGGCUAUGGUACAAGCACCGCAGCACUAAGUACUGCACUGUUCAACAAUGGGUUGAGCUGCGGCGCCUGCUACCAAAUGAAGUGCAACGCCGAUCCAAAGUGGUGCCGCUCCUCCACCAUAACCGUCACCGCCACCAACUUCUGCCCGCCGAACUACGCUCUCGCCAGCGACAACGGCGGCUGGUGCAACCCCCCUCGCCGCCACUUCGAUCUGGCUCAGCCCGCCUUUCUUAAAAUCGCCGAGUACCGUGCUGGGAUUGUUCCUGUGGUCUUUAGAAGAGUUGCAUGCGCGAAGAAAGGAGGGAUGAGGUUCACGAUCAACGGCCAUUCAUACUUCAACUUGGUGCUUAUAACAAAUGUCGGUGGGGCAGGUGACGUACACACUGUAUCCAUUAAGGGCUCCCGCACAGGAUGGCAGCCCAUGACAAGAAACUGGGGGCAAAAUUGGCAAAGCAACUCUUUUCUCGACGGUCAAUCCCUCUCUUUCCGCGUCAUCGCCAGCGACGGCCGCACCCUCACCGCCAAUAACAUCGUCCCCCACGGCUGGCAGUUCGGUCAAACCUUUGAGGGCCCACAAUUCUAAUUCCCAAUUCAACUUUUAUCACCCAUCUUUAUAUCAUAUAUAUGUUCUUUUUAUUUUUAUUUUUCCUUUUUCAAAAAAAAAUGUGAAGCAGCCAAAAGGCCUGUUUGUUACAUGACUAAUAAUAAUAAACAUUUAUGCAUCUAAAAGUUGUAAUUUAUAUAAGUUUUAUUUGUAGUAUAUGUUACUUUUUUUUUUAAUU
Molecule: messenger RNA, 1037 nt
Organism: Erythranthe guttata (spotted monkey flower)
Lineage: Eukaryota; Viridiplantae; Streptophyta; Magnoliopsida; Lamiales; Phrymaceae
Source: RefSeq, a predicted model, not a curated record